GUUUGUACUAUUGUUCAUAAUCAGUUAUAACGUAUUUUGUCUGUCUUUUCUGGUCUGUUUCACCAAUUGUAUGGGGCUGCUUUGUUUUUGCAAUACAGUUAUUAUACACUUUUGUCAUUGUUUCUUUCUUUUUUGCUAUAAUUUAUAAUCACUAAAGUGUUACCACGUUUUCAAGUUCAACUCAUUUUGAUUAGCUUUACUGUCAAAAAAACGUUCAGAUGUGUUGUGGAUACGAACCCACAACCGUUUCAGUUUUUUAGAGUGUUAGCAGAGGACGCAAGGCUCGGUUAUCUAAAUCGUGGGUUGUAUAGUUAUUUCCUUUACUAUAUUAGUUUGGAAACUACAGAAACCCAACUGAUUCCAGUUCUCUAAUGUAACAGAUGCUAUUUUCAACUAGACUCUCACUAACAAAACCACUUCAAAAUGCAUGCUUUCUUCCUUUUUGUUGGCUAAAAAAAAAAAAAAAAAAAGCUAUAUUCCUGUCCUGGAAAUACUCCAAGCCACCUGAUUUACAACUGUGGAACAAUUUAUUGUUAAAUAAUAUUAACAUAGAAACUAUAUUGUAUUCUUUAAAAAACAAAAAUCUAGUAUAAUGCAUCAAUUUAUCUUACUAACAUACUGACAUUUAUGAAUAACUCCUGUUACUAUCUUCUUACUAUAUUAUAUUAACGCUAUAUUGCUAUGAAUUGUAAUGAGUUCAAGUUAAAGGUAUACUGUAUUGUAUUGUGAAAGCCUAUUAAGAAAUAUGGCAAACCAUGAUAAACUAUGGACAACUAAUACACAGUAUAACCAUGGAAAAAACAUGAGAAAACAAAAUGACUGUGCAAAUGUAAUGUAUUCACUUUUAUUAGGACAACAGCUGUAGAAAUGAAACAACACAGGGUUUGUAGUUAAGAUGAAUACACUGUGCAAGCCAAAGAUUUUAUUGCGUUGUACCUUGUUAGAAAAAAAAGCUCUGGAAUCUGUAGUGGGUUAUAGGCGUCUUAUAAAUGCAACCCAAAAAUAACAGUAUCUUAAAAUGUUGUGCAGGAUUGUUGUGAAUAAAUUCGGGUGCAGUUUGUUAGUUAUUUAUCUGGCAGACGCCUUUAUCCAAGGCAACAUACAGGUGUUACAGGGCAGUACAGGGUUACAAUGCAAGAUGAAUAUUUAAAUACAGUGUAGUUUACAGUAAGUGCAAUAAUUGUACUUGAAUACAAUAUGAACUAGGAUGCAACAAGUUAGGAUUACAGCAAGAUAUAUCUACAAUGGCAUAUCAGUAGUGUAAUAAUGGAAGUUUGCACUACUACGCUACUAAUGUUUAAUUGUAGAUAUAGUUUGUAUUAUGUUAAACAGUUUAUUUAUGGUCACAAAUAUAAUAAUGUCACCCCAAAUGUAAAUUUUAGUGAAGCUGCAUGGAUAUAGACUUGCAUGCAAAGGCUUUGUUACAAAAAAAUAAGGGUGUACAAAUAUUCAUUAUUCAUACCGCCCUCUGAUGGUGACAACAUGACACGACUUCAGAAUCAGCAAGCUGCUUUACUUUUGUGGAUGCUGCAUGCUGUUGACUUCUCAGUUACUGCGUGCUGCCUUCUGCUCAGUGCUGUGUGGCUUGCUCUGCAGCGUGAGAUAUAUCCGUUAGAGGCUGACACACAUGCUGUGGGACAGAGAUAAGGGAUUCCCACGAAGCAGAGAGAGUACUAGCUGUCAACACCCACUCACACAUCACUGGCUAUAGCAACACCCAGCCAUGAACACACGUUAACUGCAUCUCUGCUCGUUGGAAUCUGCUAUACAGACAAUCCAGUCACAAUAGAGGGAAAGCCAGCGUUCUGAUUGAGUUGAAAGUGAUAUUAUAUUGCUGCACUUGUGUCUCCAUGCCUGAGCGAUGGGUCUCUCUCUGGCUGUGCACACACUCUUUCUGUGCUCCCUAAUGAUCCACGGCUCCUGGGCUUUCUUUCCUAACUUCUGGUCCAAGAUUAUGUCUCUAGCCUGGAAUUCACACACCCAUCAGAGCAUCACAGAGGAAGCCCUUCUCCUGAUCACCAGGGAUCUCUUUCAAGAAACCCCCAAUCUCCAAGGACGUACUCUUGAUCCACAGCUAUUCCAGGGCAGCUUCACAGCCAGUGAGCUCUUCAAAGCUUACUAUGGCAGUCAAGAGACAGUGUCUACAAAGCAGUACCAGCAGGCCGUGAGUGAGAUUGUCCAGGCCAACGCAGCCAUGGACUUCCUGAGCUCCACACGCAGCGACCCGCAGCUGCACUUCGACUCGGAGAGGCUGAAAGAGGCCAGUGCCAUGCUGCAGAGCAUCCGGCACCUGGCAGUGCAGUCACUCCAGGCUGGGGAUGAGAGCGGGGCCCGGCAUAGACUGGGCUCCCUGCUGCACUCUCUACAGGAUUUUUACAGCCACAGUAACUGGGUGGAAAUGGGGUACAGAAAGAUCCACUCCACUCUUCUGGGAAACGCAGAGGAAAUUGGUCCAGUCGCGCCAGAGAACAUGCAGACCUGCAGAGACUGUGAUCACUGGACCUGCAACGACAACAUUCUGGAGAAAAUCAACAAGAAGAAACUUCUGACCUCUGGUUACUAUAACAACGACCCCCCAAAACCACCAGGUAAAUGCAGUCACGGGGGGCUGUUUGACCAGAGCCGAUAUCAAAGUGCAAGGGGCGGGAUCAACAAGGACAGCACCUCCCUCUUGUUCUCGCCGCAUCACUAUCUCCAUGACGAAGCUGCCCACCUCGCUACCAUGGCGACUGUCAGUGUGCUGCAAGAUCUGCGGGACACUGUGGGAACCCAGGCCUUCUUAAGGCUGUUGAACGUGGGUGCGGAGACAGUGCUCAGCUUUGUGAUCGACACCACCGGCAGUAUGUUUGAUGAGAUCAGUGCGGCGCGAGAGAGAGCUUACUCAAUCAUCCUGGAAAGACGAGGAACGAUCCAUCAGCCUUCCCAGUAUGUGCUGGUCCCUUUCCAUGACCCAGGUGUGGGGCCGCUGUACAGAACCACAGACCCAGACCAGUUCAUAGACCUCCUGGGGAGCUUGAGUGCGCUAGGAGGAGGAGACGAGCCCGAGAUGUGCCUUACAGCACUACAGCUUGCGUUAGUGAACACCCCACCUCUCUCUGAAAUUUUUGUCUUCACUGAUGCCUCUCCCAAAGACAAACAUCUCCAAAAUGCAGUGGAAGCUCUCAUACUGCACAAAAGAUCCAAGGUGACCUUCCUGCUCACUGAGGACCCCAGCAGGACUGGAGGAGUGAAAACAGGCACAGGGAGGAAAAGGAGGGAGUCUCUCUCUCCUGAUCGGUUCUCAAUCUACACCAAUUUGUCUGCCAUCUCAGGAGGCCUGACUGUCUUCAGUACGGAUAAGGAGAUACAAGACGUCUCCGUCCUCAUUCAGGACAAUACUGUCUCCGCUGGGGUAACUCUGCUUCAUAUUGAGAAAGAUUCCCCCAGUCUUGCAUCUUCCUAUAUCUUCUAUGUUGAUCCUGCAGUGAAGAACAUCAUCAUUCAUAUUUCAGGGGAGUUGAUGGAUUUCACGAUCUACGACCCUUCAGGUGAAUCCCAGUACCUGUUCAACAAGCGUGGGGAUUUAGCAGUGAUUGAGUGCUUUGUGGGGUUUUGUAGAGUCAGCCUUCUGUCACCAACCCCCGGCGAGUGGAGGAUAAAGAUCGUGAAUCGGGGCACUAUCAGGGUGAAUGUCUUAGGCCAAAGCACCAUUGACUUCCUGUACCACUUUGCAGUACCAGCCAAUGGCAGCCACCCUGGGCUCUCCAGAUUGGAAGGCCGACCAGCAUCAGGUGUCCCAACCUUUUUGGUGUUGGCAGUCACUGGCUUGUCUACUGACAGCGCUGUGACAUUUAGUCAUGUGACUCUGCUGGGAGCCAAUGGGGAGAGCCUUGAGAGAGUGACGCUCAAUGCCACAGACACUGGAGGAGAGUUCAUUGGUGAGGUCGCAACAUUACCCAGCCAACCCUUCUCUGUGAAAAUGACAGGAAAUGACAACGAGGGUAACAUCAUAGAGCGGGCAUCUGCAGAACUGAACCAUGUGGCACAAGUACUGAUCCAAGUCCCCACAGCUCCUACCCUGUAUCCUGGGAAAAGUGCCCACCUCUGGGUAAACAUCUCAAAUUCUGGAGCCACCAGGGAGUUUGUCGUCAUGGUUACAGACGAUAGGAAGUUUGUGAAAUCAUGGACCCCUGACCGGCUAUCUGUGGCUCGAAACCGGACAUCCCAAGUGCAGAUAGACCUGACUACUCCAGUCGGAGCAGAGCUGGGUAGCGUGGUCAGUGUGUGCGUGACUGUCGAGGCUGCGGACAGGAGUGACCUCAACUUUGCUGUUCUGCACCUAAGUGUAGCAGAUCCGAAUCCUGACCUGCUUCCCCCCUCCUGUAUUCAGUCUGUAGUAAGAGACUCCUGCCCCUCUCUCUCACAAAAAUCCUGCAGUCAAGCCUCCUGGUCCACCAAUCUCCUCUUCAGCGACCAGGGGCACUCUGGGAUAGCAGGCAUGCAGCUUCAGCAGGGCCAGGGUUUGCUCAACCUCACCGGGGAUCCUGGGAAACAAGGGGUGCAACUCCGGAAAGGUCAAGGCAGACUGAACCUAACAGGACUGGACAUGGGGGCUGAAGUAGUCGGCACCUACACCUCAAACUGCUGUUCCCUGAAGGCAGAGCUCUUCUUGUGGGAUACAGCAGGCAAUCAGGGCCUCUGCAGUAUCUUAGUUCACCAGCAGAGGGCAUCAGGGUAUAUACACACAGCUUCCAGGAUUCAAACUCUGUUUACCAUGCUCCUGUUUCAUAUUGGAGGGCUACUGCUUCAGCUAGUGACCUGAUGGGGUCUAUUUUAUCUAAGCAGUGGACUGAAAUACUGCAGUCUUUACCUCUUUGUUAAUCUUGCUCUGUUUCCCCACCCCCGAGGUUAUUAAUCAUCAUUGUAAGGGCAACUUAUUUGUUUAAUUCUGCAGUAUAUUUUUUUUCUGUAAAGGAAAACUAGAAAAAAAGAAAAAUGAAAAUUGCUUAUGAACAUGUUUUAUACACAUUGAUAUGUAAAGUUUAUGUUUGAAAUGGUUUCCCUUGUGCAAUUAUCACGCUGUGCAACUUAGUCACCCAAACGCCAUGCCUGCCAUGAAUAUAUUGGACUUAAGGUAAUAGUUACUUACUAAGUACAUUGUAAUUAUGUGUAAGUACACAUAUAUUUACUAUGUAACUACUAUGUAAAUACACAGUGAUUAGAGACUUUUCAUGUAAAGUAUUACCCAAAACUGGAUAUUGAAACUUAGGGAACCUGAAUAUUUUUGAUACCUCUCUGUAUAUAAUAAUAAUAAUAAUAAUAAUAAUAAUAAUAAUAAUAAUAAUAAUAAUAAUAAUAAUAAUAAUAAUAAUAAUAAUAAUAGAUUCAAGAGAUUUCAUGAGCUGCAUAAUUAAAAAUUAAGCAAGCUUGAACCCAAGGCACUAGCAUUUGUCAUUAAAUAACAUAUAUUUCCUUUCUAAUGGGAAUGGAGAAUGGUUAUUGCUCAAUGAAUGAAUCAAGCCCUGUGCCACUAAACUCAAAGCACAGGCGAGGAAGAAAUAAAGCAAAAGAACAAUACACAUCUCCAGUAGAAAGUCUCCAAAAUACAUUUAUAACACACAUUCAAAAUCAAAUUUAAAUGAAGCAAUCGCAGUAAUGGAUGUGUCAAUAUGCCAAUGCAUGUGUUGCUGUAUACAGAAGUCACCCUGUGCAUAGAACAGCACCACAUACUGUGCAUUAAAUGUUAAAAGAUUUGUGUAUGAUUUAUAAUAAGAUAAUACAUUGUCUAUACAGUGUGACACUGUACACAUAAUGUAUUCACUUAAUGUAAAAGAAAGUUACCCAAGAAAGGUAAACACCAGUAUUCUUACCUUUUCCAAAAGAUAAUCAAGGCAGUUAAAAUGGGAAACCAAUAGAGUGUGUGUGUGUGUGUGUAUAUAUUUACAUUUAUUGUUGAAGAAAUUCCCAUAGAUUGAAUGGCAGACUCUCUCACAAUUGUUAUAAACACACUUUAUAUUGCAAUGUAUGUUUAGUUAAUAGUAAGGAUCUUACGGUGUGUACCAUCUCAAAUAUGAGCACAGACCCUUCUUAAUUAUCACUGGCACAGCACUUAGAAGUUUGAGCUAAUAUCAUGGCAUGCUGCCCACAGCCAAUGCAUACUCGUGAAGGCAAUGAAUCUCACAUCACAAUCAGCCAGUUUCUUUAUAUCCCUUACAGCUCACAACUGUACUAAAUAAUCACACCCCUAAAACAGCUUUUCACUCUUCUUUUUGAUAAAUCAAUUUUUAAAAUCAACAUUUAUUUUUGAGAGACUUUACCAUGUCUUUUUCAACAUUGUGAUUUAAAUGAACUAAUUGAUAUUAAAGAACCCUAUUGUAUACCCAAAGCCAUUUGCCCCUCCCCAAUGUCUGAGAAGCAUGUUUCCUUGAACAAUGGGUAUAGUUUUAUAAUGCUGUCAUGCCAGCAUGGUCCUGUAUACAGCACAGUGAGAAUCUACACAAUUUACAUAGAAAUAAUUCACCACAGAAACAGACAGAACUGACCCAGAAGCAGU
Messenger RNA from Acipenser ruthenus (sterlet), 6532 nucleotides. RefSeq names its product von Willebrand factor A domain-containing protein 7-like. The coding region runs from base 1862 to 4801 and encodes 979 amino acids. The record is from RefSeq and is a predicted model, not a curated record. The transcript has 17 exons. Lineage: Eukaryota; Metazoa; Chordata; Actinopteri; Acipenseriformes; Acipenseridae.